This is a messenger RNA of Chelonus insularis, 2397 nucleotides long. Its product is annotated as glycerol kinase-like. Gene Ontology annotation, cellular component: mitochondrion. NCBI's taxonomy places the organism in Eukaryota, Metazoa, Arthropoda, Insecta, Hymenoptera, Braconidae. The transcript is spliced from 9 exons. Bases 398 to 1942 code for a protein of 514 amino acids. Gene Ontology annotation, biological process: triglyceride metabolic process; glycerol-3-phosphate biosynthetic process; phosphorylation. The record is from RefSeq and is a predicted model, not a curated record. Gene Ontology annotation, molecular function: glycerol kinase activity.
UUGUUCAAGGCUUACGACCUUGUCAGCAGCAUCAAUAUCCACGAUAUGUACAAUUUUUUAUCGAAUUUGAGUAGUAUGAACGCAGUUUUAAAUAAUAAUAAUCAUUGAUUUUCAUACUGUUCAGUUCUAAUAAUUUCAUUAUUCACUAUUACGAUUCCGUGUACAAACUUGAUCCUAAUACCGUAAUUCAUUCAUUCUAUUUAUUGAUAAUCUGUAAUUCAUUGUUUCUAUAUGUAUAUUAGUGAAAAUAUGAGUCAUAAAAACGACGUACUUCUUAUGUAAUGUUUAAAAAAAAUUGAGAUCAAAUAAUUUUAUCAAUUGAUCAAUGACAAGUGAUAAUAUUAACAUAGAACAUUAACUUUUCACUUUUCUUAUUGAUUUUUUCAAACGUUUCAUCAUGCCGGAAAAUGUUAAGAAACCGUUUUAUAUUGGAUCUAUUGAUGAAGGAACCAGUAGUGCGCGAUUUUUGGUGUUUGAUGUGAUCAAAAGGAAGGUGAUAACUUCUCAUCAGAUUGAAAUAAAACAAAAAUAUCCUCAAGAAGGAUGGGUCGAACAAGAUCCAAAAGAAAUCCUAAAAGCUGUCACUGAUUGUAUUGCCAAGGUUAUAGAGAACUUGGAGGACCUUGGAAUUUCCAAAUCUGAUAUUAAAGCUGUUGGUAUUACUAAUCAAAGAGAAACUACUGUUGUGUGGGAUAAAGUAACUGGAGAACCACUUCACAAUGCAAUUGUUUGGCUUGAUAUGAGAACAACAACUACCUUAGAAGAUGUAUUAGACAAUAUUCCAAAUAAAUCACGUAAUAAAAAUUAUCUCAAACCACUGUGUGGACUUCCUUUAUCACCGUAUUUCAGUGCAUUGAAAAUUCGAUGGCUUAUAGAUAAUGUUCCCAAGGUUAAACAAGCAAUUGAAGCUGGAACGUGUGCUUUUGGGACAAUAGACACUUGGCUUAUUUAUAACCUUACAAAAGGUCAACUGCAUGUAACAGACGUUUCGAACGCAUCAAGAACACUACUGAUGAAUAUUGAAACUCUCAAAUGGGAUCCAUUACUUCUUCGUUUCUUCAAUAUUCCUCAAUCAAUUCUGCCAGAAAUAAAAUCAAGUGCUGAAGUCUAUGGGACUAUAGCUGAUCCCGAAUCACUUGCUGGAGUUCCAAUAUCAGGAUGUGUCGGAGAUCAACAAGGUGCUCUUCUCGGUCAGCUAUGUCUAAAACCGGGCCAAGCAAAAGCAACGUAUGGAACUGGAUGUUUUCUUCUAUACAAUACAGGCAGUGUUAAAGUAGAUUCCACUCAAGGAUUGAUUACAACAGUGGCAUAUAAACUGGGCCGUUCUCCGGCAAUAUAUGCUUUGGAAGGUUCAGUGGCAGUUGCAGGAGCAGCUCUUUCAUGGCUCAGAGAUAAUUUACAACUUUUAAAUAAUAUAACACAAACUCAAGAUCUUGCAGAACGUGUUCGCUCUUCCGGGGAUGUUUAUUUUGUUCCAGCAUUUUCUGGACUGUACGCUCCACAUUGGCAACAAGAUGCUCGAGGAGUCAUUUGUGGUAUUACGGAAGAAACACAACAAUAUCAUAUUAUUAGAGCUGCACUGGAAGCUGUGUGUUUUCAAACUCGUGAUAUUUUAGAAGCUAUGGUCAAAGAUUCUGGAACAAAGUUGAAUACACUCCUUGUCGAUGGUGGAAUGACUGUAAAUGAUCUUCUUAUGCAGUUGCAAGCUGAUUUAACUGGUAUUAAUGUUGUGAGACCACAUAUGGUUGAAUCUACUGCACUUGGAGCUGCAAUUUUAGCUGGUGUUGGUGCGGGUUUAAUUGAUAUCAGUGAAGUCAAUCCGUCACAGAUGACAAAGUUUAGUCCUCAAAUUAGCGAGGAUGAAAGAGAUUUGCGAUAUUCUAAAUGGAAAAUGGCUGUGGAACGAUCAAUGCGAUGGGAUUUAUCAUCAAGUUUAGACUAAGACUGAGUUUAGCAUCUUGAAUUUUUAGUAUUAUUUAUGAAAAUAUGAAUAAUUCUUAUUGUAAUCAUGUUAUCUGUAAAAGACAUUAGUUGAUACUUGAUAAUUCAUUGUUAAUGAUGACAGUGCAUUCUUUUACAUACUUGGUUAAUGAACCAACUGUACAUCAACCCAAUUAUUGAUUGUUAUACGCACUUGCUUCGUGAAAGGCCUUCUUUAAGCUGAUAAAUAAUGGUAGAGAUAAUUUUAGUAAAUGAGAGAAUAUAAAAAAUAAUAUUAAAUAAAUAAUUGUACAUAAAAUGACAAUAUUAAUUAUAAAUGAAUUUGAAAUUCAAUAUUUUAAUGUGAUAUAUUAAUUCUAUACACUUUCUCCAUAAUUAAAGUUAAAACAAUCUUAUUGUAAACAAUUACUUCAAUUUAUGAUAAACAAAUGAAUAAACUUCAGUACUUAACUAUAA